Pyrenophora tritici-repentis Pt-1C-BFP is the source of this 1401-nucleotide messenger RNA. RefSeq lists its product as uncharacterized. The record is from RefSeq and is a predicted model, not a curated record. Lineage: Eukaryota; Fungi; Ascomycota; Dothideomycetes; Pleosporales; Pleosporaceae.
AUGCCGAAACGAAAGCGCUCCUCGCCUCCCCCGACUCAAAAGAUUGCCGCGCCCCCGCCAGCGAAACGCGCAAAGUAUUGCGAAAAAUGUAUCGUCGAUGCGCAAAAACCUCUCUUCCAAGCGCUUCGCCAUGGCUCUGUGCUUGAGCGUCAAAAACACAGUCGCAGGAAGAAGUACGCGACUAAGAAGAACGACCGAAAAGCCAUUGAGCGCUUAGAAGCCGAGUAUACCGUUUUGAAGGCGCUCAAUCUGGAACAGCUGGCGGAUCAACAUUUGCGCAAGACGCUGGCGAGGGUGAAAAGCUUGAAGGAUGCCGAACCGCUACGGGAAUACAUUGCUGGUAUACGGGAAGGGUCCAAGGAUACAAAUACGCUCAAUGUCACGGCAAGGCUGUUCAAGGUGGUCCAGGUCAAGAAAGUGGUGGAUGGCGUAAUCGAGGAGUUGAAAGGCAUACUGGAGGUAGGCAAGAGCGAUGCGCCGGUCGCGGAGAGCAAGACGGAGUUUGAGAAGAAACCUAAGAAUAUAAAGGCUGCGAAGGCGGUGGAGAAGCAGGAUGUCGAGAUGAAGGAAGCGAGCGACGGAGAGGAUGAUCCAUACAUGGCUUUCAGCGCGCGGAUAGCGGAGCCUUCGUCUGGCGAGGAAGACAGCGCAGCUUCCGUUACAGAUGACGAACGACCGCCGAGCAUCGCAGAUAGCGAGAACGAUCACGACCCGGAAGACGACCUCGAGGCGGACAGUGAGAGUGAGGGCGACGACGAGGAAGGCACAUCUUUCGAGGGCUUCAGCAGCGAUGACAAGACAGACAGUAAAACGGAAACAUCUCGGUUAAUAGCGCCACCAUCGGACGAGUCCGAAUCUGACUCCGGCUCUGACUCUGAUGAAGCCUCUAUACCCACGAAAAAGUCAAAGACCAAACUCGACGAAGCUAAAUCCACUUCUUCUGCCUUCCUCCCCGCCCUCAGCCACGCCGCUUACUUUUCUGGCUCUGAGUCAGAAGCCUCUGAUCUUGACGAGGACGUUGCGCCACGAAAGAACCGUCGCGGCCAACGCGCCCGUCAAAAGAUUGCAGAACUGAAAUUUGGUCAGAAAGCCAAACAUCUCGAGAAGGCACAACGCAACGCUGGCUGGGACCCCAAACGAGGCGCAGUCUCCGAUGACAAACACCAAAGGAAAGGAAAGCCCACAACAGGCAGAGGCCCGCAGCAGAGUGGAACAAACGCAGAGCCACUGGGUGAUCGGCGCGAUAAGAAGGACAGGAAAAUGGGACUGGGAGUCAAGCGGGAUGAUAAGGGCGAAUUGCAUCCUAGUUGGCAGGCAGCGAAGAUGGCAAAGGAGAGUAAGAAGUUGAAGAUUGAUCUUUCUGGAAGCAAGAUGGCGGGGAAGAAGGUUGUUUUUGAUUGA